AUGCCGGUGGUGGGUUUGUCCUCUAAGCUAAGGCAGCCCGCCGUCGGCUCGCGACCCUUCCACGGCACUCUCUCCAUCCAAAACCUGGACCGGACCGUGGUGUCCCCAGCAUGCAUGCCCGGGGCUGUGGACCUGAGGGGGCCGAGCCCUUCCGCGCUCUCCUGUCCGCUGUCCCUCGAGUCGCCCUGCGGGUACCAGGAGCAGGGGGUGCCCUUGGGGCGGAGCAAAGAGUCGGAGGAUAGCAAGAUCUACACUGAUUGGGCCAAUCACUACCUGGCUAAGUCCGGCUGCCCCCGGCUUAUUAAAGACCUGACCCAGGACAUCGCGGAUGGAGUGCUGCUGGCAGAAAUCAUCCAGAUCAUAGCGAAUGAAAAGGUGGAGGAUAUCAAUGGCUGCCCCAGGAGUCAGUCUCAAAUGAUUGAGAAUGUGGACGCUUGCCUCAGUUUUCUGGAAGCCAGAGGAGUGAACGUACAGGGCCUGUCCUCAGAAGAAAUUUGGAAUGGGAAUCUGAAGACCAUUCUUGGGCUCUUCUUCAGCCUGUCCCGGUACAAGCAGCAGCAGCAGCAGCAGCAGCAAUACUACCAGUCCCUCGUGGAGCUCCAGCAGCAGGUCACACAUCAGGCCAACGGGGCGGCGCCAGGGAGCCACCAAAAGACGCAAGAUAUGCAGUCCAGUCUCACAGCGCGAUACGCAGCCCCUGCGGGUCACAGUGGAGUAGGAGUCGCUCAGAAGAAAAACACAAGGCUACCGGGACCCUCCAGGGUGUCUGCUGCGGGCAGCGGAUCUACCAAGGUCCAAGGGGCCUCGAACCUGAACCGACGGAGUCAGAGCUUUAACAGUAUGGACAAAAGCAAACCUCUCCAGUACGCAAGCGGGAAUGAUAGAGAACUGGCAAAGGGCAUCCCUCAGCCUGGCAGCAUGAACGGCAGUGCCCCCUCUCCCCUCAGUCCCGCCGGGCAGCAGCUGGCCUCUGCCAUCCCCUCCCCCACCGCCGGAAAGUCUUGGCGCAGCAAGUCCGUGAGCAUGAAGCACAGCGCCACCCUGUCUGCGCUGUCCGCCAAGCCACCCAGCCCGGCCACCUCCCCCACGCCCCCACCCACGCCUGCCCCCACCCCAGGCCCCGCCUCUGACCGGGUCAAGGCCCCGUCGGCGGAGGCGCAGAAGGCCGGCGGCGCAGGGCAGAGGUCCAUGCUGGAGAGGUUCCGCUUCAUCAACACCCGCGGGAACGCCAGGCCGCACGCCUCCUCCGGCUCGGGGUCGGGGGCGGAGCUGAGGGAGGAGGAGGAGGAAGAGGAGGAGACGCUGUCGGAGUAUGGCGAUGAAGGGGGGCCGCCGAUGGGUACAGGCGGCAGCAAGCAGCAUGCGGGUAUCACCGCUCCCAAGAGCUCCGGCAAGGCCACCGCCAACAAAUCCCCACCCCAGACCAAAGACAAAGAGGACAAGGGCAAGAGCAAAGGCAAGGCUGGCACCCCCGGCAAGGAGGAGAAGGACCCAUCAUCUGAGUCUGCCAAGAAGACCUCCAAAAUCGGCAGCCUCAUCCCUAAGGGUGGUAAGUCCUCAGCGCUGAAGAAGGAGGGCGCCGCCCAGACCUCCAGCGGGAUCCCCAAACCCGGGACCAAGCCGUCCCUGCCCUCCUCCUCCUCGGGAGGGAAGCUUGCGGCCGGCACAGGUGGCGAGAGGGCCAAGCUGGCCAAAGGGACCCAGGCCUACUACGCGCCGCGAUCACUUGGGGGGCCCGAGGGCCGGAGGACCAGCAUGGUGUCCUCCACCAGCACAUCGGCGCUUUUGGGCACCACGGUGAUGGCGGGGGGGCUGCAGGGAGGGAACGGGGCUGUGCAGCUCCCCCAGCAGCAGCUCAGCCAUCCCAACACCGCCACCGUCGCCCCCUUCAUGUACCGGACCUGCUCGGAGAACGACUGCACCACCGUGGCCCCCGCCGACCCCUGCCUCAGCCCCACCAAGACCGACCUGGCCUACGGCAAGACCGCCAAGCAGUGCCUGGAGGAGAUCUCAGGAGAGGAUCCGGAGGCGAGGCGUAUGCGGACGGUGAGGAACAUCGCCGACCUGCGGCAGAACCUGGAGGAGACCAUGUCGAGCCUGCGAGGCACACAGAUCAGUCACAGCACCUUGGAGACAACCUUCGACAGCACGGUGACCACGGAGGUGAACGGCCGAGCUCUCCCCGGCCUGGCCGGCCGGUCUGCGCCCAUGUCCUGGCGCCUGGGCCAGUCCUCCAGCCCCCGUCUGCAGGCCGGCGAUGCCCCCUCCCUGCCUGGAAGCUACCCCCAAGCCGGGCGAUCGGGCGGGGGCGGCGGGGCAGGCCGAUACACGCACGCCGACCCCUCCCGCUUCGUGUACAACGCGCCCCUGCGGCGGGCAGCGGCGGGGGUGGGGCCAAGGGGGGCGGAGCUGGGGGAGAAGGGCGGCGCAGAGGGUGGCCCCGAGGCGGAGGUUGGCGGGUACAUGAGUGACGGGGACAUCCUGGGAAAGAACGUGAGGGCGGAUGACAUCAACAGUGGGUACCUGACGGACGGAGGCCUUGGCCUCUACUCCCGGAACGUGGGCCGCGCCCCCGACCUGGCGGCCUCACGCGAAGUCAUCCAGAGAGGGGUCAGUGAGCCACAAGGGGGCGCAGACAGUUGGGAUGACAGUAGCUCUGUCAGCAGUGGCCUCAGUGACACCCUGGACAACGUCAGCACAGAUGACCUGAACACCCCCUGCUACUCAACCUCGCACCGCAAGAGUAAAAACCAGCCCAAAACAGAUGUACACCAGCACCCACCCCCAGACCACGAUGUCAGCAGCUGGGAUGGAGUGGAUGAUAUGAGGAAGGGGGACGAGGGGCUGGACGGCAUUAUGGACCCAAGCUCAAAGUGGAAGCCUUCCUCCUCGCCAGGGCAGUACGACGAGCCCGACAGGACCGGGCAGAGGACAGGCCUACCCCAGACUGGCUCCUGGAGGAGGGGCAUGACCACAGCCACUAGGGCCAAAGGCUCUGCAGGGACCCUCAAAACCCCCGGUAAAACGGACGACGCUAAGGUUUCCGAAAAAGACAGAGUCCCGUCUAAAAGCUCCGGGAUCCAGCGCUCUCCCUCUGAUGCCGGGAAGAGCAGUGGGGAUGAGGGGAAGAAGCCGCCCUCUGGCAUCGUGCGGCCACCAGCCGCCACGGCCACGGCCACCUUCGGCUUCAAGAAGAUGGCGGGCCCAGCCGGAGCCCUGAUAACAGCCAGCAGCUCGGUCCCCAAGUCCCCCAGUGGCGGGAAGGGGACGGCGGGCGGGCGCAAGACCAGCCUGGACCUGGACGGCUCCCAACCGCAGGAUGAUGGAGCGCUCCUGGACUGCAGCGGCUCCAGGGCUCCCCCGCAGUACCGCUCCCUCCCCCGGCCAGCCAAGUCAUCCUCCAGCGGCAUGCUGGGAAGGGGGGGCGGGCAUCGAUCCAGCUCCAGCAGCGUGGACUCCAACGUCAGCGCCAAGUCGGCCGGCAGCGGCGGGGGCGCAGCUGGCGCCAAGCGGAGGGACGCGGGGAAGAUGGGGUCCGGCCGCUCCAGCCCGGUCACCGUCAACCAGACGGACAAGGAGAAGGUGGCUGGGUCCGAUCUGGAGGGGGCGUGCCACUCCACCUCGCCAAAGGCCAGCCCCACUUCUUCCGGCCAAUCCGGGCUCAGGCAACCCGGGUCCAAGUAUCCUGACAUUGCUUCCCCCACCUUCCGCAGGUUGUUCGGCACGAAAGCCAACAGCAAGGCCAGCUCCCCUGGCACGCCCGAUUCGGGCAAGUGCCCCUCCGCACUGAGCAGCCCCCAUGGCACGCUGGCACGGCAGCCCAGCCUGGACUCGCCCUCCUCGGGGACGGGCAGCCUGGGCAGCGCCGGCGGGCAGAGCGGGGGCACCAGCCCCCUCUACGGCAGGGCCUCGGAGCUAGGUGUGGGCGACGCCCCGGGCGCCUGCCAGUCUCCCGGCUCCAGCCCCGCCUCGGGCCUCUCCGUCACCUCCGGGGGCAGGCCCUGGCCGGCCAGCCUGAGCGGGUCCUCAGCGGGCAGCAAGGACACGCUGAGCUGCCAGAGCAUGACCAGCCUACACACCAGCUCCGAGUCCAUCGACCUGGCCGUCGGCCACCAUGGCUCCCUCACCGGCCUGGCCUCUGGGCCCAAGGUGACGAGGACGGGCAGCGUCAAGUCCACACUGUCGGAGGGCAUGCCUUUGGACAGGAACACUCUCCCCAAGAAAGGACUAAGGUACCCCCCCUCAUCCCGACAGACAUCCCAGGAGGAGGGGAAGGAGUGGCUGCGCUCUCACUCCACAGGUGGGCUGCAGGACACAGGGAGCCAGUCCCCCCUGUCCCCCUCCGGGACGUCCAGCACCAGCCCUUGCAAAUACCACUACUCCAACCUGGUGAGUCCCACUGGCAUGUCCCAGUUCGGCCGCGCUGGGCCCAGCAUGAGUCGGUCCAACAGUAUCCCAGCCCAGGACUCGUCCCUGGACUUGUACGGGGAGGCUCACGCACUGGGGGGCAGUGCCACCUCGCUGGAGGACCGCCCACGGGCCAUGAGUCGUUCCGGGUCCUUACGGGACAGUAUGGAGGAAGUGCAUGGAUCUUCACUGUCAUUAGUCUCCAGCACUUCCUCUCUGUAUUCUGCGGCAGAAGAGAAGGCACAUUCAGAGCAAAUCAGGAAACUGCGGCGAGAGCUGGACGCCUCCCAGGAAAAGGUGGCGACCUUGACAUCUCAGCUGGCUGCCAAUGCCCACCUUGUGGCUGCCUUCGAGAAAAGCCUGGGAAACAUGACCUGUCGUCUGCAAAGUCUGACAAUGACUGCUGAGCAAAAGGAGUCGGAGUUGGCUGAGCUCAGGGAGACCAUUGAAGCACUGAAAGCACAGAACUCUGAUGCUCAGACGGCAAUCCAAGUGGCACUCAACGGCCCUGAGCAUGUGCACAGAGACCUGUUUAUUGGAAAGCAGCAGUUCUCUGAUAGCAUGUCCAGCCUCAACAUCGCCACCAGCCAUGCUGGCAGCAGCCAGGAUGCAGAGGCUAAGAAGAAAAAGAAGAAGAGCUGGGUGAGGGGAAAUGAAUUGCGGAGCUCCUUCAAGCAGGCCUUCGGCAAGAAGAAGCCCAACAAGCCGCCGUCGCCCCAUUCGGACAUCGAGGAGCAGACAGACUCUUCCCAGCCCUCCUCACCGAAACUGCAGCACAAUGCAAUGCAGGGGAGUCUGUCCUCCCUCAGACCCUCAACCUCCAGCUCAGAUAUGUCCUCUUCCAUUUGGACCCCUAAGAGAAGGCCAAACGGUUGCGUGGUCUACAAGCACAGAUCUCGGCUGUGUGAGUGUACGGAGUCCGAGACGGAGAUCAUCCUGCAGCUCAAGAGCGAGCUGAGAGAGAAGGAGCUGAAGCUGACGGACAUCCGCCUGGAGGCCCUGAGCUCCGCCCACCACCUGGACCAGAUCCGCGAGGCCAUGAACCGCAUGCAGAAUGAGAUUGAGCUGCUGAAGGCAGAGAACGAUAGGCUGAAGUCCACUGGAGGCACCACCCCCGCCGCCACCCCCGCCAAGAUGACCCGCCCGCCCUCGGAAACCUCCAGCACCUCCUCCACCUCCUCCCGCCACUCUCUGGGCCUGUCACUCAACAACCUCAACAUCACUGACACCAUCAUGUCAGAUAUCCUCCUAGACGAUGGCAGCGAGGGUAACCUGCGGAAAGAAGGCCGGAGCGUCAGAAUAGUGGUCGCAGUCAACAACAGCUCCAAUGUGACCAAGGGUAUGAGAUGUCAGGAGUAUCUCAUUGGAUCCAUCGGCAUCAGCGGGAAGACGAAGUGGGACAUGCUGGAUGGGGUGAUACGCCGAUUGUUCAAGGAGUACGUGUUCCGAGUGGACCCUCUGACCAGCCUGGGCCUGACCUCAGACAGCAUCGCCAGCUACAGGAUCAGCGACAUCGUGCGGGCCCACGGCUCCGAGGUGCCGCAGCUGCUGCCCUGUGGGUACCUGGUGGGAGACAACAACGUCAUCACUGUCAACCUCAAAGGUGCUGUGGAGAACAGCAUAGACAGCCUGGUGUUCGACAUACUGACCCCUAAACCCAUCGUCCAGCGGUACCUGAACCUCCUGACGGAGCACCGCAGGAUCAUCCUGUCCGGGCCCAGCGGGACGGGGAAGUCCUUCUUGGCCAGCAAACUGGCUGAGUACAUCGUCACCAAGUCUGGCAGGGAGGUUGCCGAUGGCGACGUGGCUAGCUUCAGUGUGGACCACAAGUCCAGCAAGGACUUACGGCAAUACCUGUCCUGCUUGGUUGAGCAGUGUAGCUCAGACUCAGAAGAGAGUGAGACAGAGCUCCCUCUAGUGGUCAUCCUGGACAAUCUCCACCACAUCGGAUCUCUCGGCGAUGUCUUCAAUGGGUUCCUGAACUGUAAAUACAAUAAAUGCCCGUAUGUCAUCGGAACCAUGAACCAAGGGGUGUCAUCCUCACCCAACCUGGAGCUCCACCACAAUUUCAGGUGGGUGCUGUGCGCCAACCACACGGAGCCGGUGAAGGGCUUCCUGAGCCGCUACCUGCGCAGAAAACUGAUCGAGACGGAGAUCGGCAAGAGCGUGCGCAACAACGAGCUGGUCAAGAUCGUGGACUGGAUCCCCAAGGCCUGGCAGCACCUCAACAGCUUUCUGGAGGCUCACAGCUCGUCCGAUGUCACCCUUGGUCCCCGACUCUUCCUGUCCUGCCCCAUGGAUGUUGACAGCUCCCGUGUGUGGUUCACUGAUCUGUGGAACUACUCCUUGGUCCCGUACUUGCUGGAGGCAGUGAGGGAGGGGCUCCAGCUGUAUGGUAAGAGGGCUAUGUGGGAGGACCCAACCAAGUGGGUAAUUGACACCUACCCCUGGAGCCCCGCCUCCUCCCAGUCUGACGGACAGUCCCUGCUCCAGCUGCGGCCCGAGGACGUGGGCUACGAUGGCAGCAGCGCUGCCAAAGAGGGGGCGGCCUCCAAACAGGUUUCCCAGAGCAACACCGAGGGGGACCCACUGAUGAACAUGCUGAUGAGGCUGCAGGAGGCCGCCAACUAUUCCAGCGCACAGAGCUGUGACAGUGACAGCGCCAGUCACCACGACGACCUGCUGGACUCCUCGCUGGAGUCCACGCUCUAG
This is a messenger RNA of Megalops cyprinoides (Indo-Pacific tarpon), 7119 nucleotides long. Its product is annotated as neuron navigator 3-like. Lineage: Eukaryota; Metazoa; Chordata; Actinopteri; Elopiformes; Megalopidae. The record is from RefSeq and is a predicted model, not a curated record. Bases 1 to 7119 code for a protein of 2372 amino acids. The transcript has 40 exons. Gene Ontology annotation, molecular function: ATP hydrolysis activity; protein binding. Gene Ontology annotation, biological process: neurogenesis; nervous system development.